ACCUAGAAGGAGACUGGCUCCAGAUUAGAGUGCGGUGGGCCAUGGCCGCUGCCGAUUUACGGGCGGAGCUGGACUCGCUGCUGCUGCAGCUGCUCUGGGACCUGGAAGAGCUGGAGUCAAAGCAGGUCAUUUUGUUUGUCAGUUUAUUUUGUUCAUUAGAUGCCAUAUAUAAGUGAGAUUAUGUGAUACUUAUCUUUCUCUGACUUUCGCUCUCCAAAGCUCGCUACGCCAUGGGUGCCAAGUCGGUAGGGCCCCUGCAAUAUGCCUCCCGCAUGGAGCCCCAGGUCUGCGUCUGCACCGACGAGGCGCAAAAUGGACUCCAGAAGUUUCGUGUGGUAAGAGCCGGCACCCAGAGUCCAGAGGAGGUGGGGCCCCGUGAAGCAGCUCUUCGAAGGCGCAAGGGCCUUACCAGGAUUCCAGAGCCCGAGGUCUUCUCAGCCUCCCCAAACCCUCUGAACUGGUUUGGAAUCCUGGUUCCACAUAGCCUACGGCAAGCCCAAGCCAGCUUCCAGGAGGGCCUGCAGCUGGCUGUAGAUAUGGCCAGUCUCCAGAUCCACAUCAACUGGGGUCGAAGCCAGCUUCGAGGGCUCCAGGAGAAACUCAAGCAGCUUGAGCUUGGGGCUGCCUAACCUGUGGCCACAGAAGAAGACCAUGAGUUCAGUUCUUUGAUGUGGUUGCUUUAUCUCAGGCCUUCUUCCUUCACAGCUUGCUUGGCCCCUACCACUACCACCCCAUCCCAGACAGCUAAUCACCCCCACCUUAAAAUUUUUCCAGUCUGCUGUUUCCAACUUUGUUAUAUGUGGAAGUUUAAAGAGACAAACUAAGUAAUGUUCAAAGUCACUACUAUGAAACCACUUCCAGUCCUUGUUCUAGGACACACUCAUAUGGGGAGGGUCAAAGCUGUUAGGUUAGUUUAUAUUAGGGAGCAACAGAGCAAUCGCAUGCAUAAAUCACUGCAGAAGAAGUAGUGCAUAGCUAGUGGCAGAAAGGACAAGAAGUAGGUGCUGCAGUUUCACUAGAUCCUCAAAACUGAUUUUGAUGAAAAGAAAAAAAGAUACAUGGCUAACAGAUCAGGAGAAUGAUUUCACGUCUAUAACAAACACAAUUACCUGCAUACAUGGGCAGCCCUUGGCAGGUUUUAAGCCAAAAAGUAAAAAAGAUCUAACCUAGAUUUUCAAAUGAACUAUAGGAAGAGACCUUUCAGGUUUUGAAACACCUGCCUUCUGUCUUUUCAGUAGUGAGGCUGAACCUUUUGUAAUUUGUUAAAAGGCCAGUUGUAUUUGCUAUUCUGGGAUCUCUGUCCUUAUUUCAUUUUCCUACUGGAUUGUGGAUAUUUUUCACAGUUUUUAAAGAGCUAAUGUUUAUGCUUGGGGAAAAUUGGUCCUUUGUUCACAAUAUGAGUGAUUUUCCUAGUUUGUUUUUUAACUUUAUGGUGUGUGUUUUUUUUAAUGGUUU
Messenger RNA from Myotis davidii, 1455 nucleotides. It is a transcript of the gene VMA22, whose product is annotated as coiled-coil domain containing 115. The transcript is spliced from 4 exons. Gene Ontology annotation, biological process: vacuolar proton-transporting V-type ATPase complex assembly. Gene Ontology annotation, cellular component: extrinsic component of endoplasmic reticulum membrane. The record is from RefSeq and is a predicted model, not a curated record. Lineage: Eukaryota; Metazoa; Chordata; Mammalia; Chiroptera; Vespertilionidae.